AUGGGUAAUAAUCAGGUGUUCGCUGUCACUGUGUUUUUUAUUUGCUUUCGAGAAUGUCUCGAGACGACAGUGGUUGUGUCAGUCCUGUUGGCCUUCUUGAAACAAACGCUCUACGAGACAGAUCGCCCGACGUAUAAAAAAUUAGUGAAACAAGUCUGGCUAGGAUGCGGAUUAGGGCUAUUCAUCUGCAUUGCAGUCGGAGCGGGGAUGAUUGGUGCUUUUUAUGGCCUCGGAACCGACACUUUCUCUAGCACAGAGGAUAUCUGGGAGGGCGUCCUAGGAAUCGUUGCUGCGAUCAUUAUCACUAUCAUGGGUGCUGCCCUUCUGCGCGUUUCGAAACUGCAAGAUAAAUGGCGCGUUAAGCUCGCCAAGGCUCUCGAACACGAGCACGAUCCUAAUGAGACGAAGAAGGGUCGUGUUAAGAGAUGGUUGGAGAAAUACGCUAUGUUCAUUCUUCCAUUUAUCACGGUUCUACGUGAGGGUCUCGAGGCCGUUGUCUAUGUUGGUGGCGUUGGAUUAGGUCUUCCUGCCUCUUCCUUUCCCUUGGCCGUCUUCUGCGGCCUUUUGGCUGGUUUUGUAGUGGGCUAUAUUAUCUACCGAGGCGGACAGCAGACUUCGAUGCAGAUAUUCUUGAUUAUUUCCACUUGCUUCCUGUAUCUCGUUGCCGCCGGCCUAUUCUCGCGUGGUGUCUGGUUCUUGGAGAACAACACCUGGAACCACAUUAUCGGAGGCGACGCGGCGGAGACUGGCUCUGGCCCCGGGUCCUACGACAUCCGACAGAGUGUCUGGCACGUCAAUUGCUGUAACCCACUGAUAGGAGGUGGCGGCGGUUGGGGCAUUUUCAACGCGCUUUUUGGUUGGACCAAUUCCGCUGACUAUGGCUCUGUGAUUGCUUACAACUUGUACUGGGUCAGUGUCAUGGUUGCCUAUGGGCUGAUGUACUACCGUGAGAAGCGCGGACCUAUCCCUAUCAUUGAUCCAGCUAUCAAUGGCGUCAUAAGAGCCAAGGCUAGGGCUAGAGCUUUUAUUCUGCGCCGUCCAUAUGAAGAUCCGGUAGCACCUGUGGAGACAGCAGUUCCCGUUACGGAGAAGCAUGCAGGGACUGGUGUUUUGGCUCUCUAG
This is a messenger RNA of Penicillium coprophilum, 1122 nucleotides long. RefSeq names its product FTR1 family protein. Gene Ontology annotation, biological process: iron ion transmembrane transport. Gene Ontology annotation, molecular function: ferrous iron transmembrane transporter activity. NCBI's taxonomy places the organism in Eukaryota, Fungi, Ascomycota, Eurotiomycetes, Eurotiales, Aspergillaceae. The record is from RefSeq and is a predicted model, not a curated record. Bases 1 to 1122 code for a protein of 373 amino acids. Gene Ontology annotation, cellular component: high-affinity iron permease complex; plasma membrane. The transcript is spliced from 4 exons.